UUCUUACCAAUCCAACACUUUUAUCAAAGGAUUUUACUUUUUAAAUAAAUUUUUAUCGCUUUUUAUUCGAAUCUUCAAUUAUCUUUGCGAACGAUUUCUAUAGAAAACGAUAGAUAAUGGCGGGAAAUCAAGAUACCGAAAAAGUAUCAUUAGAGAUGGAAGCAGGAUCGAAAGCAAACGAUAACAUUAUUGGAGACGAAAACAAUACUGUCAACGCCACUGACGAAAAACCUCCAGAUCCACCGAAGCGUGAUCAGUCUCUGGAAAAAGGUGACGUGCUAUACGCCACUGUGGAGAAGAAAAAGAAGUGGAAUUCGAUUCGCAAACCGAAUUUUGUUUACAAACAGAGAAGUUCAAAAUCGUGGAUGUCUUGUUUGAAGAUUUCUCUGAUUGUGUUCAAUUUAUUUAUUUGGACUCUCGGUGCUGCCAUUACUGCCCUGGGAAUAUGGGUGAAGACUGAUGGUGAUUUCAGCAAGAUCCAGGAUAACUUGGAUGUUAAAGAAUUCACCACAGCAGGAUGGAUCCUCAUUUUUGUCGGCAUCAUCAUUAUGCUGAUAGGCUUCAUAGGAUGCUAUGGUGCCAUAGCAUCUCAAGUCUGCAUGCUCAUCAUUUUCACAGUUAUUGUAGGCAUUGUUUUGGUGCUGGAGGUAGUUGUUGUGGCUCUAGUAUGGACAACAGUUACAAACAAAAACACACAAGAAGACAUAAAACUGAAAGCUAAGCGAGCCAUGAUAAACAUAGCAAGAGAUGAUAAGCAAAGAGAGUUCAUCAAUUUAGUACAAUCAAAGCUCCAUUGCUGUGGUAUAGAGGGACCAAAUGAUUAUACUGUUGAUCCAGAACACACUAUAUCAGUGCCGGAUUCAUGUACAGACGAGAAAACAGGAGGAUAUUAUCAACAGGGUUGUUAUACGGUUAUUAUUGAUUACCUGAAGGGAAAAGCAGCUGCAGUUGGAGGUGUGGCCGUAGCUGUCUUAAUUCUUCAAGUAGCUGCUGUAGGAUUAACGAUAUGUAUGAUAUGCAGCCUGUGGUAAGAAGAUGCGUUGUCUGCUAGCCAAAGUUUUUACCCCUGUGUGUGGAAUCCUUUUAGAAUUUGAUCAAAUAAUAUUUUGAUAAUUUUGUACAAAUAAUAUUUUACGAACGUUGUAUGCAAUAUUUUUUUAUGUAUAUUUGUGUUAUUUAGAUAAUAAACAUUUUUAUAAUACACA
Parasteatoda tepidariorum (common house spider) is the source of this 1205-nucleotide messenger RNA. Its product is annotated as tetraspanin-1. Lineage: Eukaryota; Metazoa; Arthropoda; Arachnida; Araneae; Theridiidae. The record is from RefSeq and is a predicted model, not a curated record. Gene Ontology annotation, cellular component: plasma membrane.